CACCCGGCACCACCCAAGACAUACCCAUCCUAACCUUAUUCAAUAUUCCCGUCUCCACCGCACCCCCGUGAAACCAACAGUCCCAGAACACGAUUACGACAGCAGUCCAACAAAUACGAAAGUUCACACUCAACUAUCAAAUCUUCUAUUCCUCAGUGAAAAGCAAUUAUACUCUUCAAAUCCUCACAACCCACUUUAUUCUUGAAAAAUUAAACAAAUAAUAUCAUACACAAUUGAAUUUCACUGCAUGGCAUCACCCAAGAAACCGCCGGCAGAAACCGAACGCGUACCGUCUGCGACCCUACAUCAACCAGCUUCGCCACGCUUUCCUUCCGGGACACCCAUCUCUGGGGCCAAUCGCAAGAUCGCGAUCGCCGUCGAUCUUAGCGACGAGAGUGCCUUUGCCGUCAAGUGGGCCGUUCAGAAUUAUCUCCGUCCCGGGGACUCAGUUUUUCUCCUUCACGUUCGAGCCACAUCCGUCCUGUAUGGUGCCGAUUGGGGUGCCAUUGAUCUUUCUGUCGACAUCACCACAGCCAUGGAUGAAAAGUCCCAGCAGAAACUGGAGGAUGAGUUCGAUAAUUUUACUACCUCUAAGGCGAAUGAUUUGGUGCAGCCGCUGGUGGAGGCCAAUAUUCCGUUCAAGAUUCACAUAGUGAAGGACCACGACAUGAAGGAAAGGCUUUGCCUGGAGGUGGAGAGGUUGGGACUGAGUGCAGUGAUCAUGGGGAGCCGGGGUUUUGGGGCAACCAGGAGGCACACCAAAGGGAUGCUUGGGAGCGUCAGUGAUUACUGUGUGAAUCAUUGCGUAUGCCCUGUGGUCGUGGUGAGGUCUCCGGACGAGAAAGAUGGAGGCUCUGCUAAUACUGGUAGUGACAGUGAGGGUUCGACUAAGGCAAGAAAGGAUGUUGAGGGGCUUCAUCCAGUGCCAGAGGAGGAGCCCGUGUAUCAUGAUGCUUUGGACAAGACUAGCGAUGUUGAUAAGGCUUCUUGAGCAAAAGGGAUAGGGUGGCUGGGAGGCUCUGAGCUAGUGAAAUGAUCUCUCUCGAUGUGGAUUUGUGCCAUGUGAGAAAUGAAGUGUGGUAGUGUUGAGGUCUUUCUUUCUACUUACACCCAGGAACUGUAUUUUCACCCUGCGAAGUUUGGAUGGAUCAUCUUUCUUGAGUUUCUUACCUUUGUUUUAGGGCCUAAAAGGAUUUGCACUGCUUUCCAUAUUUGCAAGUUACAGUUCAAACUUCCUUUGCAAACUUGUUCUUCCAGCUUUAUUAUGUCAAGUGGAAGUUAUGGUAGAGCUGGAUCGUUAUAUAAAAGGCUCCUUCAUACUUUUCAUUUUAGAAUUGAGUGUUUUGAGUAUAUGUUGGAGAGUUUGAAAGUCUACUUGUGUUUUCUGAUGUUUGAUUUGAAUGCUGAUUAAUACAGACUUCCCAAGGCAAUACAGAAUCUGAAAUUGCAGUGA
Olea europaea var. sylvestris is the source of this 1453-nucleotide messenger RNA. RefSeq names its product universal stress protein PHOS34-like. The coding region runs from base 248 to 991 and encodes 247 amino acids. Lineage: Eukaryota; Viridiplantae; Streptophyta; Magnoliopsida; Lamiales; Oleaceae. The transcript has 2 exons. The record is from RefSeq and is a predicted model, not a curated record.